AGUUUCAGGGAUCUCAAAUUCUUUGAGAUCCCAAAUUGUUCCAAAGUUUGUGAGGUUGAACAGGACGCGUAGUGGACUCGUGUCGGCGACGUGAGGGACCAUGUCGCGCCGGUGCUGCGUGAAAGGAUGCCCCGGCGGAAUCGCAACCGAAAGCACGCUGCUGCACAGGUUCCCAAAAUCUGUGCCAGAGAAGGCGGCCUGGCUAGCUGCAAUUCCUGAACGACUUCUCGAAGGCUUUGGACCUAAGUCCUUUAUUUGUUCCCGACACUUUGUCGACGAAGAUUAUGAGGUCAGUCCAAGCGUAUCUAGAGCGUUGGGGGUUAAAAUGGUACCUCGGUUGAGGCGUAGUGUUGUACCGACGAACUUCCCGCAGCAGGUCACACCACGCCAAGCAAAGCGCCCAAGACUAGAGGAAUCUCCGGGUGACAGCGCUGCUCCAGGACUAGCUACUCCCGACCAGUCAGCAAGCUUGGCAGCUGGGCCAACUCAUGAAUGUCAGGGUGAGGAGAUACCAUCUCCAAAUACUACUUCAAAGGAUAUCCACUUGGUUGUUGUGGUGCCACGCACUGAGCUCUCUACAAGCAAGCCACCACUGGAUUCCACAGCCAGAAGACAAAUGGGAACUGUAAGAGCGACACAGACUGACAUGCUGACAGAGUUCAAGGUUCUAGUCAGCCGUGGCACUCAGACUGAUUACAUGCGGACAUCUUCGCCUGCCGCACUGGAGAUCUGUCCCUUUGACUUUGGACCAACAUCACCUGUUCCAUUUAUCGAUCCGGCAUAUCAGGUUCAGCCCACAGAGGAACCGCAGCCUCAAGUGGAACCUGGGCCAGCCACACUGGCAGGAAUUGACUGGUUGUUCUGUGAAACGGAACAAGACAUGGAGGUAGAGCUGCCUUCAGAGAUAAAACUGCCCUCGGAGCUACCUGGAGACGACUUCCCCACUGAAGGAGAUUGCUGCCUUGAAGCCGACCCUGCCUUUGAGGAUGGCCUCCCCUCAGAAGCAGACCCGCCCUCUGAAGGUUACCUUUUCUCUGAAGCCGACCCCCCUUCUGAAGCAGAGCCAUACGAUGCCGCAGAUGACACAUACUACCCCUCGGAAGAAGACAGCAUUAACAGGUCUGCAGGCAAAAGCACAGCUCCGACACCCGACAAGGAAAGGAAAUAUAUAAUCUAUGAAGGAUCCUUGUUGGUGCUGUUCAAGUUUUGUAGAGAGUGCCACAAGCCCUGCACAGCGGAACUGCAUCCUGACGGCACUUGCCUGACAGUGACCACGCAGUGCCAAGAUGGACAUGUCAGGAAGUGGACAAUUCUCUUCAGUGGGGCAAGCCCUGUUGUAACACUGAGGAUGCUGCGGCACAUCAACAUUCAAGUCAUCUCCGACCGCACCUACUACAGAUAUCAAAAGCAUUAUCUUCUGCCUUCAAUAGCCAGGGUCUGGAACGCCGAGCAGGAAUGCAUCCUUGAGGAGAUGAGAAGUGCAGGAGGCGCCCAUUUAUCGGGUGAUGGACGUUGCGACUCCCCCGGAUUUAGCGCUAAGUAUGGCACAUACAGCUUUUACUCCAACACCCUGAACAAGAUUGUGCACACAGAGCAAGUUCAAGUUGGUGAGGUGAACAAUUUUAUUCAUUCAUCUGUGUUCCAGCCUCCACGUUAG
Ixodes scapularis (black-legged tick) is the source of this 1657-nucleotide messenger RNA. RefSeq names its product cell surface glycoprotein 1. The coding region runs from base 101 to 1657 and encodes 518 amino acids. NCBI's taxonomy places the organism in Eukaryota, Metazoa, Arthropoda, Arachnida, Ixodida, Ixodidae. The transcript has 8 exons. The record is from RefSeq and is a predicted model, not a curated record.